Messenger RNA from Octopus bimaculoides (California two-spot octopus), 3217 nucleotides. RefSeq lists its product as uncharacterized. NCBI's taxonomy places the organism in Eukaryota, Metazoa, Mollusca, Cephalopoda, Octopoda, Octopodidae. The record is from RefSeq and is a predicted model, not a curated record.
UAUUCGAUGAACCAUAUUCAAUGACCGGCACCUGUGCCAGUGGAGCACUAACAGCACUAUCCGAGCAUGAUCAUUGCCAGAGCAGCUGUCUGGCAUCCAGCUGUAGAAACUCUGCCAUAUCAGAUUGGAGGCUGGUGUAGCCAUCUGGUUCACCAGUCCUCAGUCAAAUCGUCCAACCCAUGCUAGCAUGGAAAGCGGACGUUAAACGAUGUUGAUGAUGAUGAUGAUGAUGAUGUAUACUAAGGAAAUAUUUUCAACCCCACCCUUUUCUUUUUAUUAAUGAGAAGACAGAAAAAAAGUUAGGCUGAGUUUUUGAAUAGCUAUUCCUAGAAUUCCGCUAUUUCAAAAUUCCAAUUUUUGGCAAUUUUCCGGAAUCUCUGUAUCAGAAAACGUGGGUUUUUGACCAAAAAAAACAUUUAGAAAACCAAUAAUAUGCGAGAAAAUGGCGGGGGUCUUUCCAUUACAUGUUUGCAAAAUGAACUUUUAAGCUACACAAUCCUCUUUCAAUUCACAUUCUCCCAGUGCUAAUGUGUACACGUAUAUGUGCAUAUGCGUAAUCAUUAUUGUUAUUCGACCCUUAUCUGUUCUGAUCAAGCAAACUUAAGCGUUCCUAAUACGACCAUAUUGCAUUUUUGUGUCCUUACGCAUUUUAUUAUUUUUUUUUAUUCGGUACUGUGUAAUUUGGGGCAAGAUUUGGAUGUUAUUUCUGGUGGGCAAGAGAUCGAGGUUUACUCCACAAAUUCAUAUUUGGUUGUUCGUUGUCAAGCUGCUGCUUCAUGAGAAAAUGGCCAUGUAUUUAUGGGGUAGAAAACAACAUUUAUCAGAGUAUUUUAAAGGGCCUUACAGACUACCUAUGAUUAUAAAACCAGCAGAAGGAUAUUAUGGUAGUUCAGAAGAGACAACACUCGAAAAAGAUCAGGUGAUUGCCGUCUGUAAGGUCUUUCAACAAGAAAGAGUUAUCGGUUUCAAUUCUGUUUGUGUUUUAACUGCACCAUAUGAAAGUGACUGCCAAUUCACGAUAUCAAAAGGCAGACCUAAUCAAUUAGAAACACUGGCUUCUGCUCUGCUGAAGUAUUCCUUACCAUUUACUGUUAAUCUCCAGUCUGAACUCCCAACUUCAUCUCACCAUGAUUUAUUCAGAUAUACACGCGAAGUUACAAUUACACAGAAAAGAUCCCUAACAUUUCUUCUGUGUUACGAUAUGAUCGAUGAUGUGCCUGCUCGUGAAUUUAUACUGCCUAUUGAGUUAAACAUAGACGUCGAACGUGCUCAUGAUGUACGUUACUCUAGUAAAUAUGCUUGGCUCCCAUACUAUGCACGUUUAAAGUCAAAUCUGUCUUCAUUACCAACAUACAACGCAAGGAAUUUCACAGAUAUUUGUAUUUACCAGAAAAACAGAAAUUUCUUGCAAAUUUUACCUGAGUUUUUGUUUAAACCUUGUGAAUGGAAAUCUAAAAAUAUUCCCCAACAUCAAGGAAGUGUUAUGUAUGAAAAUCCUUCAAUUUUGAGACGACCACCAAUGCCUUUACCAAGAAGGAAAUCAGAACCACCAGAAUUAGAGAACCCCCCAUCAGAACAUGCACCAUCACCACCAUCCUCAUCAACUCUACCUCCUCCUCCUCCACUUCCCCUCCGAUCAAAAAGAGUUCUAAAUAAACGCUUAUCAACCCCAACUCAAUUACCAUCAUUCAGGCAUGAUUCAGAGACACAUUGCUGAGGUACAUUUUUCUAUGGUUGGUUACCUUUCCUAUUUCCAAACCACACCUGCAUCCAGGUAAAAUAAUUUAUCCCUGAGUCUUUGAACAAUGGACAGUUCACUGGCCGGAUAUGUUUACGUGGCUGAUUGUAAACAAGCAGCGCCAUUCCUGAUAAUGUUGGUCUUGUUUUCACUCAUCAUUCAAAUGUCGAGACAAAGUUAAAACAGACAGAAAUUGACUCAUGGAUACACACACAAACAUUUAUAUCUAUCUAUCUACCUAUCUAUCUAUCUACCUAUCUAUCUAUCUAUCUAUCUAUCUGUCUGUCUACCUAUCUAACAAUUAUAAAUACAGGCAAAAGAAAACAUUUCUAUGCCAAUAUGCUGAGAAAUAGACUUUAAAUCGUCAACCAACACAUACCAUAUACAUCACUAUAAAUACACAUCAUGUUGAAUCGAGGAAAGUAAGGUAACGGAAUUUUUUAAAAAGUGUUAUCUCUGUAUUGAUCAAUUUCGGGAUUAAUCCAACGGAUUUUUCGCCUCAUCAGCAGAGAAUACGAUAAGAAAUAAAUGAAAUACUUACAAGCAUCCAUGGGUGUAUUUUAUAGUGAUGUAUAUGGUAUGUGGUGAUUGAAGAUUUAAUGUCUAUUUCUCAGCAUAUUGGUGUAGAAAUUUUUUUCUUUUGCCCUUAUUUAUAAUUAUUUAUAAUUUUCCCCUUAUAAGGUAUUUUAAUAUGCUGGCCACUUGAAAUUUUUUGAGAAAAUUUUAUCCUAUAUUAGAAGUAAAUUUAUCCAUCUAUCUACCUAUCUAUUUAUCUACCUACCUCUCUAUCUAUCCGUCCAUCUCUUUAUCUAACAAUCUAUCUAUCUACCUCUCUAUUUAUCCAUCCAUCUAUCUAUCUAUCUUUUUGUCUAUUUAUCUACUCUUUGUCUAUGUAUCUAUCUUUUUGGUUUGUCUGUCUGUCUGUCUCAUUCUAUCUGUCUGUCUAUCAGUGUUUGUGUGUGUGUGUGUGUGUACUUAGAGUUUUUCCUUGAACCCAUCUCAUUACAUAUCGGAAGACUGCUGAUAUCUGAUGAGUUAGGUUUACCCCAUACGCCUACAGAGCUUUAAGUCAGUUGGAACAGAGUCAAAUUAUUAUUCAAAGAUAUAUGUAACUCAUUUGAAAUGUGUUAAGUGCCACUUUCUCUUGUUCGUCCACUGACACUUACGUGUGUGUGUGUAUAUAUAUAUAUAGGUUAUGAGCGAUAGUGAUUGGAAUCUUAAUAAUGGAUUUACAAUGCCAACAACCAAUCUUAAAAACAAUUGGACUUUACUCACAAGGUACUGGAAUCUUAUAUGUAUACCACUCUGCCUAAACAAUAUAUUUACAAAUACAAUAUCCCUACAUUCACUCUAUAUUUCCUAUCUUAACUAAACUAACUAUUGCUUAAUCAUCCUCUCACACCGUCUCCGAUGAAGGGAAAUAAUAAAUAUCCUGGAAACAGCUGUAAGACAUUCGAUUUAUAAAUGUUCUAUAUUAUA